Syngnathoides biaculeatus (alligator pipefish) is the source of this 2015-nucleotide messenger RNA. It is a transcript of the gene ube2l3b, whose product is annotated as ubiquitin-conjugating enzyme E2L 3b. Lineage: Eukaryota; Metazoa; Chordata; Actinopteri; Syngnathiformes; Syngnathidae. Bases 653 to 1063 code for a protein of 136 amino acids. The transcript has 4 exons. Gene Ontology annotation, cellular component: nucleus. Gene Ontology annotation, biological process: ubiquitin-dependent protein catabolic process; protein polyubiquitination. The record is from RefSeq and is a predicted model, not a curated record. Gene Ontology annotation, molecular function: ubiquitin conjugating enzyme activity.
UGCGUUCAGGUGGUUUGGUGCUUUUAAAACAUGUGACUCUUUCACCGUUACAGAGCCUAAUCCGUCAUGUAUUUUAAAUCAACUGUUUUAAGAUGUCUUUAUUUAUGAACGAGGUCACUACAUAGGCGAUCUGAUUUUUGGAAGCAAAGAACCCGGCAAAUUAGGCCAGCAUUUAUGAUCAGUGUUAAGGGUUGAACUACGACAUGUAAUUGUUUCACUCAUGAAAAGUUAAUAAGAGUAGUUUUCUGUACGCGAACAACGAGUUGUUAUUCGAUGGCGCUCACAUACGACGGUGAAUUUCCAAGGGACAAUACGUUGGCUUUGCUAAUCGGCUAACUUGCUAUCUUUGGAUGUGAGCUGCGUUGAAACUAGCUCGUCCCCAGCUAAUUCAGGCUACGAUGAGUUGAGCGUUCAACUGUAAUUGGUUUUAAUUUUAGUUGUACAGUAUUUACAACUGAUUUUUCAAGGCAAGGCAAGCCGUAAGAGUUAGUUGUCCAGUUACCAUUUACAUUUAUCUUUCUGUUUCCUUUUACACGUAGUCGUAAAUGAGUUCAUGACUUAAAUUAUUCUUGAAUAUUUUAACUUUUACGAGGAUCGAAACUGCUGGAGAGUAGAAUGGUAAUAAGAACUUGAGGAGAUUCGCAGAUCUGGAAUGAAAAAUUUCAGAAACAUUCAAGUUGAUGACUCUAACCUAUUGUCAUGGCAAGGCCUUAUUGUCCCUGACAACCCUCCCUAUGACAAAGGCGCAUUCAGGAUUGAAAUCAUUUUCCCCACCGAGUACCCUUUCAAGCCUCCCAAGAUUACAUUCAAAACAAAGAUUUAUCACCCGAACAUUGACGAGAAGGGGCAGGUGUGUUUGCCUGUUAUCAGUGCAGAGAACUGGAAGCCAGCCACCAAAACUGACCAAGUUAUUCAGUCCCUCAUUGCACUUGUGAAUGACCCACAGCCAGAGCAUCCCUUGAGGGCAGACCUAGCAGAAGAAUACUCAAAAGACCGUAAAAAAUUCUUGAAGAAUGCUGAAGAGUUUACAAAGAAGCAUGGCGAAAAACGGCCAAUGGACUGAUUACUUAAGCGUAUAGCCUUCUGUCUCUUUCACCCUUACCUCUUACUUUCUCAAGUAAAUAUCAUUCUUCCUAUCUGGCUGUCCUCAAUCUCAAUCUCCCUCAUACCAUCUUUCUCAUUCACCUUCCUCUUUUGCUCCCCACAUAAAACGGCCCAUCUGAAGCAGACAGUGGCAGCCUCAGCCUCCCUUCACAUCUGCUCUGUGGAUCAGACCACUUCCUGUGUCCUACCCAGCCAUAGAUUUCCUUCACUAACUUUCAACUCUUAAAGUAAAAAUGGGGAAAAAAAAAGGCUCAAACAUGGAGAGUUGAAUAGGAAUACUCUAAUAAUGUGUUUUUGUUUGCUUUUGUUCUAUAAAAUAUAGGGAGCUAGAGAUUUUAAAUUUUUUUUGCUGAUCUUAAAAACUGGUUAAUUACUCAUUUUCUUUGCCACAGUAACAAAUCAAGGGAAAGAGAAAUCUUGGAAUUUUUUUUGUUUUUAAUUUUCCACUCUCUGUCAGACUGCGUGUUUCUCUUACUGACCUCCACUGCUUCUAGAUUUGCACUGUAAUCUGUGGAAUAAUCCCACAUUUCCCCAUGCCCAGUUUGUAACCCAUUGAGCAGAGGCAAACCAUUGUUCUCCCACAUGUGAAUUGAAUUGUUAUAAAAGUUAUUCAGUACUUGUCAAAAAGGUCUCUCCAAAUAUAUUCUCAGCUGUCUCCUUUUUUUAAAAAAAAGUUUCACAUGUACUUAUGGGUUUGAUUAAUUGAAUCAAAACACUUGUUCAGUGUGAAAAAGAUUUUUCCCUGACAAAUGCCUUGUAAUAUUGUUUUAAUUACAAAAAACCUUUUGAUUGUCACUUUGACAUAAAAUUGUCAAAGUAGGAACUGCCUGUUUAACUUUAUUACUGUUCAUCUUGCACUCCUAGGUACCAGUUUUAACUAUUUUCAUUUAAUACACUUCUUUUAACACAUU